Bacidia gigantensis is the source of this 1977-nucleotide messenger RNA. RefSeq lists its product as uncharacterized. NCBI's taxonomy places the organism in Eukaryota, Fungi, Ascomycota, Lecanoromycetes, Lecanorales, Ramalinaceae. The coding region runs from base 1 to 1977 and encodes 658 amino acids. The record is from RefSeq and is a predicted model, not a curated record. The transcript has a single exon. Gene Ontology annotation, molecular function: DNA-binding transcription factor activity.
AUGCUACGAACUCAUUCCGUCUAUGAUCAUUUGAACAUUGGUGUUGACCGCGAUCCAAAGUGGACUGAUACCUGGACCGAAGACUUUGACCUGGAUAUCCUGCCCUCGGCUCUUGAGCUGAUGGAGAACCAAGCCAACGGCCAAAUGAGCCCUUACACGCUAAAAUAUCCAAUGCCUCAAGGUCUGCAGAGCCUUGAUCAACAGCUGCCCCUACGAUCCCACAGCCCCCUCGAUGCUCCCAAUGCCUGGACGUCAAAUUUCCAUGGGCCCAGUGGACAGAGUGCGUCACAUCCAUCUUCCUUUGGACCAAGCCCGCCUUCCGUGCCUCCGUCCCUUAAGAUACCGGACUCUGUUCCUCAUGCCCCGUCAUGGCACGGUAGUGGAGCCGCAAACGAUUUUGACGCCCCCUCUACCAUCGACCCAGGAAGUCCUCCUACACCCGCAGCUCGUUCUGACAUAGACGUCAAAGUGGCCCCUCCAUCUGAUUCCUCCUGGACGAGUGGACCAUCCAUCUCCACCUUUCAUCAGCGACGUCGAUUCUUAGACUUCAAACAGGAAAGGCCGGAUCACUUUGCAUCCGGAGGUGGGGUCUCCCUUCCACAGAUCCUCCCACCAGUGGAAGACAGACCUUAUCACUGGGAUGCUCAUGUUAACUCGAGUAACUGGCCAUACGGUCGUCCAGACCUGAAUCCAGCUCACCAUCAUUCAUUCCAAGCAAUGGAACGUGAUCUUGGGGAGGUUGAGGGCCCCACAGUGAGCCCGAGCGCACUGCAACCGCAGGAGCAACCAGCCAUGGCGGAAGGAGAGCAAGAAGAUGAUCCGAAUGAUGAUAUGGAAGAUGCUCCAUAUGAAAGCGAUGACGAAGAGUACCGACCAGGAACAGCCCCGUCCCAAAUUUCUGGACGCCGGAAUCCCAGAAGGACUCAAAUUCAAGGAUCCCAGAGCAGCCGCAAACGUCAGCCCGCCCGUCAGAAGGACAUGAUGAAACCUGUACGUGAUGACGCCUAUCGCAUCACUAAGUCUCACUCCACCACCCAUCCGACCUCCUCCUUGACACAGCCUAGAGACUCCUCUACCUAUCCCUGCACCCACUGCCACAAACCCUUCUCCUCCCCUUCCACCCUGCACAAGCACACCCUUACCACCCAUACUCGCCCUUUCAUCUGCACUUUCGCACGCUAUGGAUGCCCUCAAACCUUUGGCUCUAAGAACGAAUGGUCCCGACACAUCAAAGUGCAGCACCUCCGUCUCGAAGUUUGGCGCUGCGACAUUGACAAGUGCGCGACCGGCCUCAAUUCAAAUCACAACUAUAGUCUCCCUAGUGGAAACGGUGGGGAGCGAUCACACGAUUUUGAUCGUAAGGACCUGUUUACCCAGCAUCUCCGCCGCAUGCAUCAGGAUCUCUACACCAAGGGCUACUUGAACGCUCAUUUUGGGGGCGCGAAACAACAGCUUGAGAGCACCGUGCAACGGCGUUGCCAUCUCAUUCUAAGGCAAACACCCACAGGGACGAUGUGCCCCUAUUGCGACAACGCCUCACCAGCGGCGACACCAAGAGGCCAUCGCCAUGGCAGUGCUCCCCAUACCCGUACUGGCGGCGGUACCCCAGGAUUCGAUACCUGGGAGAACAUGCUCGAGCACGUGGCCCGUCAUCUUGAGAAAGGGGAUGGAGCGGGAAAUCCAGGGAAAGAAGACCUGAAUCUCAAGAACUGGUUGAUGAAGGAGGAAUUGCUGCAGUGGCGGCACGAUAUGGGGAGUUGGAGAAUCGUUGGGUGUGAGGGCAAGAAGAGUAACACCGCUAGCACUGCUUCUGGUGGCGUUGGUGGAGGAGGAGGAGGGAGGGGUGGUGCUAUCGGUGCAGGAUUGAGAGGAAAGCAGAAUACGAGGGAUACGAGGGCAAGGAGAAGAAGGAUUGUGAAGCUUGAAGAUGAUGAGGAUGACGAGGAAGAGGUGGAUGCUGAUUAUGAUGACUACUAA